Messenger RNA from Phialemonium atrogriseum, 1391 nucleotides. RefSeq names its product chromosome segregation protein Spc25-domain-containing protein. The record is from RefSeq and is a predicted model, not a curated record. Gene Ontology annotation, cellular component: Ndc80 complex. The coding region runs from base 234 to 1004 and encodes 256 amino acids. Lineage: Eukaryota; Fungi; Ascomycota; Sordariomycetes; Cephalothecales; Cephalothecaceae. The transcript has 2 exons. Gene Ontology annotation, biological process: chromosome segregation.
CAUAAUUCUCUUACCUAACUGAGCCAUUGCCGUGGCAACCACAGCCCAAAACGCAAAAGCUGUAAAUAAGGCUCCGGUUCGCAGCCUCCGCCCCUGCAUGUUUAUAUUAUUUCCGAGCACCGUCUCGCGCAUAUCUCUUCUUUGUCAUCCACUUACACCCGAUUGUCCGUCUGGAAGUCAACAUUUCUGGACUGAAUAUUUCCGCAGCACACCUUGCCGUAACACCUCACAACAUGGCAUCAGCAUUUGAACCAUCCCUCUCAACCAGCCGGCAGGGCAUGCCGAGCACGGGGCCAUCCCUCGCGGACACCUUGCCCAAUGUCGACUUCGGCUUCGACGAACUGCGCGACCGCAUGGCCAAGUUCACGGCAAAGUUUGACGCAUUCAUCGAGCAGGGCCGGAAGCGCGUCCUGGAGGAGAGGAACCAGUUCCGCAUGAGUGUGGCAGAACUUCAAGAGGACCAGCGCAUGAAGAAGAAGGACGUCGAGAUCCUGCAGCUCAAGACCAACACGUACCAGCAGACGAUGGCCAAGGAAGAGGCCGAGACGCGGGAGAUGCAGGGCGCGAUCGCGACGCUGACGGAGCAGCGCGACCGGCAGCUAGCGCACCGCGACGGGCUGAAGAAGCAGAUCGCCGACACGCAGGCAGACAUUGACGCGCGGCUGGCGGCGCAGCGCGCGCGCGCGCAGCAACUCGAGGCGCAGUCGAGGUUCAACGUGCCCGAGCUCGACUUCUGGGUCACCAACCUGUGCCUGCGCAUCGAGGGCGCGGGACAGGACGACCGCCUCCGCUUCGUCUACACGCACGUCGACGAGAGGGAGUGGGAGCGCGAGGCCUGGUUCGAGCUCUGCACCGCCGCCAGGGACUACGAUGUCCGCCACUGUAGGCCCAAGCUCGAGAGGGAGAAGGUGGACCGCGUCCUGGAGCGGGUGAACGAGACUAGGGAGUUGGCCGUGUUGCUCAAGGGGAUGCGGGAGUUGUUUGUCGAGGCUAUGAAAUCCUGAAAAGGGAGGGGGGAAGAAUAAGGGGAUUCGAGGCUUCGGCUCAGAUGUACAGUACCUCCCUCAUUGGGCUACUGGGUCGAGGUGAUAUUUGCUUGUGGAAAGGGUGCUCUUUUAACAAAGGUUGUACUACCUAUUCGAGUUUGCGCAUAAUGAGUGUUGGUUAUAAUUGUUGAGCUUCCAUAAUCUUCCUGAAGUCGCCCUAUCUAUCUUUAGGUAACUUCCAUGCUAUGAACGUUGAUCGAUCAUGUCUGGAAGUCAAAUUCGUGCCGCUUUCUGCUUCUUCAGCACAAGGAGCGCUUCCCCCACUUACCAAACCUAAUGGUGGUGACGUGGGGCGCGAUUGAUUCUCAGCAGAAAACCGAAUCAUCGCACAGUUCGCACCAAACA